Messenger RNA from Nestor notabilis (Kea), 1823 nucleotides. Its product is annotated as serine/arginine repetitive matrix protein 1-like. Gene Ontology annotation, cellular component: spliceosomal complex. Gene Ontology annotation, molecular function: RNA binding. The annotation marks the transcript as partial. Gene Ontology annotation, biological process: regulation of mRNA splicing, via spliceosome. The transcript is spliced from 4 exons. The record is from RefSeq and is a predicted model, not a curated record. Lineage: Eukaryota; Metazoa; Chordata; Aves; Psittaciformes; Psittacidae.
GUCUCCAUCACCACCCCCACGCAGACGCUCACCUUCUCCACGGAGAUACUCUCCGCCGAUACAGAGACGAUAUUCUCCUUCACCACCACCCAAGAGAAGGACAGCCUCUCCUCCUCCCCCACCUAAACGGAGGGCAUCCCCUUCUCCACAGUCCAAACGCAGAGUCUCCCAUUCGCCACCACCAAAACAGAGGAGCUCACCAACUGCUAAAAGGCGUUCGCCUUCGCUGUCUUCCAAGCACCGGAAGGGAUCUCCUCCCAGUAGGUCCAAUCGGGAAACACGUUCACCACCACAAAACAAAAGGCAUUCACCUUCACCACGGCCUAGAGCUUCUCAUACCUCUGCAAGCCCACCACCACCACGAAGGGGAGCUUCAGCCUCACCCCAGAGAAGACAGUCUCCAUCUCCAAGCACUAGACCCAUCAGGAGGGUGUCAAGAACGCCAGAACCUAAGAAGACAAAGGCUCCCACACCAAGCCCACGAUCUGCAAGACGGGUGUCUUCAUCACGGUCUGCGUCAGGAUCACCUGAGCCAGCACCCAAAAAACAUCAAGGACCUCCAUCUCCCACUCGGUCUUGUUCUCCUUCUGCAAACUGGUCACCUGCAAAAAAGGCUAAAAGCCCAACUCAGAGUCCAUCACCUGCAAGGAAUUCAGAUCAAGAAGGGGGUGGGAAGAAGAAGAAGAAAAAGAAGGAUAAGAAACAUAAAAAGGAUAAAAAGCACAAGAAACACAAAAAACAUAAGAAGGAGAAGGCUGCAGCGGCUGUAGCAGCUGCUGCUGUGGCUGCAGCAGAUACCACCUCAGCACAGGAAGACCAGGAAGCAGAGACAGAACCCAAAAAGGAGACAGAAAGUGAACCAGAAGACAACCUUGAUGAUCUAGAAAAACACCUGCGAGAGAAGGCCCUGAGGUCGAUGAGGAAGGCGCAAGUGUCCCCACCAUCCUAGGCCGAAUCCUUUGAUAUAAUGUACAUUUUAUUUGGUUUGUACUCAGAAUUCAAUUUCAAAUUGCUAAAUGUGUUUGAGCUUUAGAAUAUAACAUUUGUUGUAAUAAUUGCUAGGUUGAGGUUCACCAUGUACAAAGGGCAUGGAUUUACAUUACAAGAGGUGUCCACAGUGUACUAGUGACAUUCUUUCAUUGGCAGUCAACAUAAUUUCAUUUAGAGUGAGACUUUUUAGAAGCAGUAGGAAUUUGUUUUGAAGGUUUUAAACAUGACCGUCAGUUCCCUUAGUUUCUUUGAAAUUCAGCAAAACCUUUAGUGAGGGUCUCAUUUGACUUCUUUUGUAUCCACUUACAUUAUGCUACUAACCUCUGUGGUUUGUAAGCUUGCCCAGAAGUAAAACCACUGCAGAAUUACCAAGGAAGUACCAAUCUUUUUAUGCUUUCUACUGUUGCCUGUGUAGUCUCCAUGAAAGCGGAUCAGGAGUAGCGACAUAGAAUGGUACAUAAAUGAAAGCAUGUUGUUUACCAGGACACUGUGGGUUUAUAUUGAUGUAACAUGUUGAUUUGGAACACUGGAAUUUCAUUUGUAUUUUUAUGUUCUUUUUUUAAAGGGCAGUUUCCAUGAUCAGCAGUCCCAGAAAAAAUUCCUUCAGUUCCAUAAAUUUUGUUUGUGAGCUGUCGUUGCCCCACUCAUAAAUCUUGUCUCGUUACGGUUCUUCUCAAUGGUAUAAGCAACUUUCAGAGAUCUGCUCUUUGAAAGGCUGAGGAACCCGAACUUUGGAUAUUGUCAUGUUUUCACUGUUUUUUGUUUUUGUUUUUUUAACUAAAGCUAUAUAAAGCUUGUGGAUUAAACAAAAUAAAUUUCUAAAUUUAAACAGA